CUGUCCCUGACUGACUAAACUGACAGCUUCCACCCGAACUCCGGGCAAGAUUCGAAACGUCCGACGUAGCCUGUGCCUAUCACAGUGGAUAAUUUGAUCUGGCCGUCCACUCCACCUCGUCCUCCACGCGUCCCGUGAAGUGCUUGCGAAACAUGUCGGGACUGUGCCGCUAUUGCGCUGGAUGGUGAGCCAAGAGCAACGACGAGCGACACCGGUUUAUUGAUGCAGAAUUCGUAAUGGAUGGCCAUCAUGGCUAUGAUCCUGCGCGACAUUGGCAAGACAGAUCACCAUCCGCCAUCCCCUCCCGCUGCGCUGGCCCCUUCAUUGGAUUGCGCAUCGGUCAAUCCAUGCACCUCCUUCUUCUUCGUCUUCUUUUUUCUUCUUGGAUGAGUGGAUUGCAUGCAUACACGCAUGCACAUGCACUCCGCAUAUUGGGCGUUUAAUCCGGCUGCACUCUUCUGGUCCUAGCCCCCUCCCGGAUGUCCUGCCAGAUUGCAGCCUUGUUGAAAGGAGUCCAAAUUGGCUGCUGACUAAGGGGCCAUGUUGGUGUGCAGUGCCUGUCGCACCAUCGCCAUUGCUCGUGCUGUCCACCUGCAAAUAUCAAUGUAAAUAUAUCUUCCAC
This is a messenger RNA of Periconia digitata, 622 nucleotides long. The record is from the annotation of a GenBank genome assembly. NCBI's taxonomy places the organism in Eukaryota, Fungi, Ascomycota, Dothideomycetes, Pleosporales, Periconiaceae.